AUGCGUGUGUUGUUUGGCGCUCAAGAUGUUCUUGAUCUCACCAAUGAAGGUUACACGACAAUUGCAGCAGACGCAACUGAAGCGCAUAGAAACAUGCAUAGAAAAAUGAGGAAGAAGGAUCAUAAGACAUUGUUUUAUAUCCAUCAGUGUGUGGAUAUAAAUGUGUUUGAGAAGACUGCUGAUUCAACGACGGCGAAGGCUGUGUGGGACACACUGGUAUGGUGCUACGACAUUGAUGCAUUAGUGAAGAAGGUAAAGCUUCAGUCUUUACGUAAGCAGUAUGAGAAUCUCAAUAUGAAGAUACUGAGAUCACUUACUCCUCCAUUUGAUUACAUUGUUGUAGAAAUUAAACACUCUAAGGACCUCAUCACCAUGAGAAUUAAAGAGUUGCAGAGUAAUCUAGAGGCACAAGAGUUGCAUCUGACUGAGAGAAACUCUGAAAGAGAGGUAAAACAGGCUCUGAAAGCAUCUUUUGGUAAGAAGAAUCAAAAGCAGUGUUGGCCAGAGGCCAAGAAGAGACAACGUGGUGGUUAUCAGAAGUUAGAAGCCUCCAACUCUGAUAAGAAGAAACAUCAUAAGGAAAGUGAGAGGUUUGACAAGAAAAAGGUUAAAUGCUAUUAUUGUAAGAAGUUUGACCACUUUGCUGUUGACUACUGGUAUAUGAACACUAGCUGCUCAAAUCACCUAACUGGAAAAAAACAAUGGCCAAUUGAUUUUGACUAUAGGAGGAGGACAAAGAUAAUAUGUGCUGAUGAUAAGUACCUUAACAUUGAAGGAAUAAGAAAUGUCAAAGUCAGAGUGAAGAAUGGAAAAAUUGUUCUGAUCAAGGAUGUUUGGUAUGUUCCUGACAUAAGAGAAAUCUGA
Molecule: messenger RNA, 864 nt
Organism: Lathyrus oleraceus (garden pea)
Lineage: Eukaryota; Viridiplantae; Streptophyta; Magnoliopsida; Fabales; Fabaceae
Exons: 3
Coding region: 1-864 (287 amino acids)
Source: RefSeq, a predicted model, not a curated record